Cucumis melo (muskmelon) is the source of this 1470-nucleotide messenger RNA. RefSeq names its product probable receptor-like protein kinase At1g80640. Lineage: Eukaryota; Viridiplantae; Streptophyta; Magnoliopsida; Cucurbitales; Cucurbitaceae. Gene Ontology annotation, biological process: protein phosphorylation. Bases 267 to 1370 code for a protein of 367 amino acids. Gene Ontology annotation, molecular function: protein kinase activity; ATP binding. The transcript has 10 exons. The record is from RefSeq and is a predicted model, not a curated record.
AAAGCUAAACAAACAUUCACUCCUAAAACCAUUUCCCGCAUCUCUUAAGCUCAUCAGAUUUUUCGCCAUUUUCAAGCUUCUUCUGAACCCUAGCCAAGAAGAGGAAGAAGAAGAAGAAGAAGAAUAGAGCACUAAUCAAUGGCGAUGUCCCAUUUUGGUUGGUGUUAUACAGCCAUCGGUCCCCCAUUUUAUCUCCAUCACUCUCUCCCAUUUCGUCUUCAACCGCUGCUCAUUCACUCGAACAUCGUCAAUAUCACAAUCGUUAGAUGGAAGCUCGGAAGAGAAUAGGAGUGGCUGUGGCUGGAUUUUGCUCUGCCCUGCUUAUCGCUGCUUUGUUUUCAUUGCUCUGGUUGUGGAUUCACCGGCAGAGAAGAAAUGCUGGUAAAAGCAAACGGAAAGAUGCUGAGAAAGGGAUGGGAUUAGCUCCAUUUGUGACUGGGAAGAAGGGAUGUGUAUCGGUGAUUGAUUUCAAAGUAUUGGAGAAAGCUACUGGGAAUUUUGGGGAGAGUAAUGUAUUGGGUGAAGGUGGGUUUGCGAGAGUUUAUAAGGCUUUGUUGGAUGAUAAUUUGGUCGUGGCUGUGAAGAAGCUUGACUGCAGUGGCCUUCAAGCUGACACAGAAUUUGAGAAUGAAGUGAAUAUAUUGAGCAGAAUUCAUCAUCCGAAUAUUAUUUGCCAAUUGGGAUGUAGCAGUGAGGGAGAUGCAAAGUUGAUUGUUUAUGAGCUCAUGGAGAAUGGAUCUCUAGAAACUCAACUCCAUGGGCCCUCUCGUGGUUCGGCCUUAAAUUGGCACAUGCGGAUGAAGAUUGCUCUCGAUGUUGCAAGAGGAUUAGAAUACCUUCACGAGCAUUGCCAGCCUGCAGUUAUUCAUAGAGAUUUGAAGACUUCCAACAUCCUUCUUGAUGCCAACUUCAACGCUAAGUUGGCUGACUUUGGGAUUGCAAUCACUGAUGGAACCCAAAACAAUAACAAAAUUAAGCUUUCUGGCACCUUGGGAUAUGUAGCUCCAGAGUAUCUAUUACAUGGUAAAUUAACAGAAAAAAGUGAUGUGUAUGCUUUUGGAAUUGUGGUACUAGAGCUUCUGCUUGGAAGAAGGCCGGUGGAGAAACGGCCAACACCACAAUCCCACUCUAUCGUCACGUGGGCGAUGCCUCAACUCACAGAUAGAUCGAAGUUACCAAACAUAGUAGAUCCUGUUAUUAGAAAUACUAUGGACCUCAAACACUUGUAUCAGGUUGCUGCAAUGGCUGUGUUGUGUGUACAAGGAGAAUCAAGCUAUAGGCCUCUAAUUAAAGAUGUUCUACACUCUCUAAUUGCCCUUGUUCCCAUAGAGCUUGGAGGUACCCUAAGAUUAAACACACCACCACAAUGAUCAUCCUUUUUUCCCCUUUCAAAUGGAAUUGUCAAUGUAAACUAAAUAAAAAUAUACCAAUCAGUAUUUGUGUCCAUUUUAUCUACUUUUUUCAUUUUAA